Molecule: messenger RNA, 1772 nt
Organism: Arabidopsis thaliana (thale cress)
Lineage: Eukaryota; Viridiplantae; Streptophyta; Magnoliopsida; Brassicales; Brassicaceae
Gene: TIFY7
Product: TIFY domain/Divergent CCT motif family protein
Exons: 7
Coding region: 423-1226 (267 amino acids)
Cellular component (GO): nucleus
Source: RefSeq, marked reviewed
GAAGAAAAUAUCCAAUAGCCAAACUAAUUAAUCCACCUUUGAAAAAAAACAUGCACUAUUAUAAACUAGAGCCACCGACGGUCGACGGAUGUCUAAUUGUAUAUGGUCCUCAGAAAUGAAAAAAUCAAAAGAAUAAACACGUGUGAAUUAACCGGUUUAACCAGUAGCACCAACCGUUUGUACCGGUCAGAAAAAAGCCCCACAUGCUUUAAUCAAGCAAGCCUUUAAAAACAGGAAAGGCAAAGAGUUAAAUAAGCCUCUCCAAAAGUGUGUCUGUAACAUUACCAAAACGAAACCUUCCUUGUGGAUUCCCACUUCUUUCUUCUGUUUUCUUCUUCCUCUUCUUUAAAUUGGAUGUUUUGGGCAAGAAACAGAGAGAAACACGUUAAUUUGAGAGUUUGUCAUUGAAUAUUUGGUUUGCAAUGGAAAGAGAUUUUCUGGGUUUGAGCGACAAGCAGUAUCUAAGUAAUAACGUUAAGCAUGAGGUUAACGAUGAUGCUGUCGAAGAACGAGGGUUAAGUACGAAGGCAGCUAGAGAAUGGGGGAAGUCAAAGGUUUUUGCUACUUCAAGUUUCAUGCCUUCUUCAGAUUUCCAGGAGGCUAAGGCGUUUCCGGGUGCAUACCAGUGGGGAUCAGUUUCUGCGGCCAAUGUUUUCCGCAGAUGCCAAUUUGGUGGUGCGUUUCAAAACGCGACGCCGCUUUUACUAGGCGGUUCAGUUCCUUUACCAACUCAUCCUUCUCUUGUUCCACGAGUGGCUUCCUCCGGAUCAUCUCCUCAGCUCACAAUCUUUUAUGGCGGAACUAUAAGCGUCUUUAAUGACAUAUCUCCCGAUAAGGCUCAAGCCAUCAUGUUAUGCGCCGGGAACGGUUUGAAAGGUGAAACUGGAGAUAGCAAACCGGUUCGAGAAGCUGAAAGAAUGUAUGGAAAACAAAUCCAUAACACUGCUGCUACCUCAUCAAGCUCUGCCACUCACACUGAUAAUUUCUCAAGGUGUAGGGACACACCCGUUGCUGCGACUAAUGCAAUGAGCAUGAUCGAAUCAUUCAAUGCAGCUCCUCGUAACAUGAUUCCUUCAGUCCCUCAAGCUCGGAAAGCAUCCUUGGCUCGGUUCUUGGAGAAGCGCAAAGAGAGGCUUAUGAGUGCAAUGCCAUACAAGAAGAUGCUUCUUGAUUUGUCGACCGGAGAAUCCAGUGGAAUGAAUUACUCUUCUACUUCUCCUACAUAAAACCUACACUUUUUUUUUUUUUUUUUACAAUGGUAAUUUGUAAUUGUAAUCAUUAGAUUAUGAUUAUAUAGUUACCAUUUAUAUUCUUACGAGCAGGAGAAGACGUUAGGGCGUCUCUGUAUUUGAUCAUUGUUUGUAAUGCUUUGGUCUGUUUAUUGUAGGAUUACAUUAUAACUUUAAGAACUAACAGAUAUAUGUUUGUCAUGGACUCAUGUCUGUCAAGAAUUUAAUAUCAAAUAAAAUUCACUAUAAUUUUUUUUUUGCUAAUUUCACAAACACACUUCAUUAACUAAUUAUAUGAACACUUAAUUGAUUUAUACCAAAAUCAUAUUGAAUGCAUCGCUAAAGAGAAUAGUACUAGUUUUGUAUCGCCAGCUUUCGUUGUUAACAAGUCCACUUUACUAUUAUUCUCUCGAGUUUUUUUUUGGUAUCAAUGUAAAGAAAAUAAGAAGGUGAAAAUUCUCUUGAGGUUGAUGAUUGUGUAAAAUACCUAAGAUGAUAUAUUACAAAAAAUGAUAUGUUUUCAAAGGAAAAUAUUCAUGUUUU